ACGAACAACAACAACAGCCUACGUCUGAGCUAUGUGGGUAAGACCCACGGUAAGACCUACAGUAUUAUGAUCCCAUUUUCCACCGUAAUCAACUAAAAGCACUGCCUGUGUGGAAUAUGCCUUUGGGGCACAUGUUUUGUCGAAUUGUGAUGUCUGAAGAGAGAAAUAAUGGUUGACGAGUUUGAGAAUAAGGAAAAUAGAGGCCAGUUCCAGAACACGAAACGUCAUUGAAUGAGCUUCUCGCGGCAAAGGUUGCAAUCGCUUCCAUUAUUGUUUCCGCAGUGCUGAAACGAACGUAUCACUUCUGGCGGUAAACGUGCUCGGUGGAAAGUUCAACGAGCCAUGUCUUCUGAAAUAAACGGUCGUUGCCUUCAGGGAGGAAUAAGAAGUUGUGGGGGAUGCGGCGAAAAAAUUCUGGAUCGAUUUCUCUUGCUCGCCUUGGAUCAAUACUGGCAUGUAAACUGCUUGAAAUGUUCUUGCUGUAACGUGAGAUUGGGAGAAGUAGGAUCGUCUUGUUAUGCCAAAGGCGGAAUGAUCUUGUGUAAAAACGACUACGUAAAGUUGUAUGGCUCAAGCGGAGCAUGCGCCGUAUGCGCUAAGUUGAUUCCCGCCACUGAGUUUGUAAUGAAAGUUUUGGGAAAAGUUUAUCACAUCGACUGUUUCAAUUGCACGACUUGUCACAACCCACUAGUGGCCGGUGACCGGUUUCACGUUGUCAACGGGAGGCUGUUCUGUGAGAGUGACGACCCGAGACUACUAAAACAACAACUCCAUGCACCAAAACAAACGGUAUGUUAAUGGAUAGCAAGGGAUUCGCAUGUGAUUAGCUUCAAAAGAUGACAAAAUUAGAAGGUUUUUGUCUGGGCCUGGAAGAGCGAAAGACGAAUCUUGUUCCCGUGAUAACUUUGAAGCCUCUAAUGGAAAAUUGAAAGUUCCCCAAGGCAGACACCCCAAAAGGGACAUUUGAACACUACGAUAUCAAUGAAUGCUCCACGGUGGCUAAUUAGUGUAGUUUAUUUAGCUUUGGAUGUCGAAAUGGAAGUAGCAAAGCCAUUGCUGAUCGAAAGGAUUAUUUCGUCUAAGUGGCCUUGGAAAAACAUGUGUUAAAUUUUAAAAGAAUGAAAAUUCAUUUGAAAAUGUUUUAGUUUAGCACGGAAUCAUGCAGCUUUGCAAAUAUAAACUGAAAGUAGGUUUGCAACACAUCAGUUACGGAGACAAGGGUACGAACGAGACGAGGGGAAAAUGACAAAAUUUGAAAUCGUUCUUGAGAAUUUAUAUUUGAAAAGAAAAGAGGAAUCAUUGCUAGAUAUUCUGAUUUCUAAUUUAAACAAAUUUAGUAUUGUACGUAGAAUAUAUUAGUACUACUUGAACGAGAAAAAUAAUAAACAUUGUGAAAAUGCAUGGCCACUACAAGUGUAGAUAAAUGGUAAAAUGUGUAAAGUUCUUUAAAUAAAAGUGUAACUCUAAAACCACAUUCGCUAUGUUUUAUUUAUAUAUGGACAAAAAGCUAUGUUUUUGGAUUACUAGAGGCUGCGUUUAAUGGUGCAAAACAAUUUGCCUCAGUUUUGGCUAAAGUAAUAUAAAAUAAAGCUCCUUCGAUUAAUCCAGGACGUGAAUACACAAAUUAAAAAUGUACAAAGUGUCGAGCUAGCAUGGUAAAAACAAAUAAAAUCAACUCAAUACA
Messenger RNA from Stylophora pistillata, 1684 nucleotides. Its product is annotated as LIM domain transcription factor LMO4.2. The record is from RefSeq and is a predicted model, not a curated record. NCBI's taxonomy places the organism in Eukaryota, Metazoa, Cnidaria, Anthozoa, Scleractinia, Pocilloporidae.